This is a messenger RNA of Capsella rubella, 1129 nucleotides long. RefSeq lists its product as uncharacterized. The coding region runs from base 132 to 980 and encodes 282 amino acids. The transcript is spliced from 9 exons. NCBI's taxonomy places the organism in Eukaryota, Viridiplantae, Streptophyta, Magnoliopsida, Brassicales, Brassicaceae. The record is from RefSeq and is a predicted model, not a curated record.
CUGUUGAGAGAAGCCAUUGCAACGUUUUCGUUUACAUUUCCUCUCCUUUAUUUUUUUUCUCGAUCUUUCUUCUCUCUCUUUCUCUUUCUGAAGUUUCCCAUUGAUCAGAAAAGGUGUGAUUUGGAACCAUAAUGGCGUACGAGGAAGACUUUCAACAAACUUCUGAAGCCAAAUAUGAUUGUCUUUUGUUUGAUAUAGAUGAUACCCUUUACCCUCUCAGUUCUGGUUUGGCUAUGGAAGUGAAAAAGAACAUUCAAGAGUAUAUGACUCAGAAACUUGGCAUUGAAGAAGCUAAAGUCCAAGAACUGUGCCUUUCGCUUUAUAAAAUCUAUGGAACUACUAUGGCUGGUCUCAAGGCUGUGGGUUAUGACUUUGAUUAUGAUGAUUUCCAUCGUUUUGUUCAUGGGAGACUGCCAUAUGCAACACUGAAGCCUGAUCCAAUUUUGAGGAAUAUCAUUCUUAGCUUGCCUAUUCGGAAAGUUGUUUUCACGAAUGCAGACAAGGCUCAUGCAGCCAAGAUCAUUGCCAGGCUAGGCCUAGAGGACUGCUUCGAAAAAGUCAUUUCUUUCGAGACUCUGAACCCCAUCAACAAAACUGAAACUCCUAAUGAUACUAAAACCAGAGAAAUCUUUGACAUACGCAGUUACAUGGCAAAUCCUGACCCAAACAUCGAGCUCCCAAAGACUCCAGUUAUAUGCAAACCAUCUGAAGGAGCAUUCGAACAGGUUUUCAAGAUGGCCAACAUCAAUCCUAAGAAGACGUUGUUCUUUGAUGACAGCAUCCGCAACAUACAAACCGGGAAACGUGUGGGUCUCCACACCGUAUGGGUUGGGACUUCACACAGAGAGGAAGGAGUAGAUAUUGCAUUGGAGCAUAUUCACAACAUUCGUGAAGCUCUUCCUGAACUAUGGGAAGCUGGUGAGGAAAAAGCCGAGGAGCUUAGAACCAGGCAAAAAGUCGCCAUUGAAACCAUUGCUUAAUCAAGCAUUCACUUAUACUUCACAGCUAAUAGUAAAAACAAAAACUUCUGAAUUCUUCACUUCUAAGAGUAAAAAUAAGUGUAAUUUAAAGCUUUGACUGAGACCACUUUGUGAAAUUGUGGAGUAGUAAUGAAAGCAAGCUUACUUUA